ACACAGACAGAUACCCCCGCUCUACCCACCGCUCUACCGUCAUGAAGGUCUUCCAGGUUCUCCUCGUCGCUGCGUUGGCCGUGUCCGCCGUCUCGGGUGCCACGACCACGACCGCCCCCUCCACCACUGCCACUGCCGCCUCCACUUCGUCGGCUGUGGCCUCGUCCAGCGCCAGCGCCGAGACGUCCGCCGCGUCCUCCGUGGCGUCUUCUACCAGCGCCAGCGCCGCCGUGGCCGAUUCUACCUCGGGCUCGUCCAACGUCACGUCGACGACGUCCGAGGAGUCCUCGGCUGAGACGGACGCGUCGGUCACCGCGGACUCGGCCUCCACCUCGGACUCGAGCUCGUCGGAGGAGUCGACCACGGCGCAGAGCAGCUCCGGCUCGGCCGAGUCCGACUCGGGCCCCACGGGCAACUCGGGCGGCGCCAUCGCCCCGCGCUCGGGCUCGGCGCUGUCCAGCUCCUCGGACGCCAUACCGCACGUGACGGCCACCAUGGGCUCGGUCGCCGCGGUCGUCGUCGCGAUCGGCGCCUACUUCCUGUAAGUUUUAGGCGCGUUAGGCAGACUCCAGUGACGUCGACGGUUCUACGGUACACUAGACUACUUUCUCCUAGUACAAGCCGGGGAGGCUGGCUGAAUGUACAGAGGCCGCCGCCCCGUAUCAUUAACACGUAUAUUUCCGCUCCCGAUUGAGCACACGUCGUCGU
Phytophthora sojae is the source of this 708-nucleotide messenger RNA. RefSeq lists its product as hypothetical. NCBI's taxonomy places the organism in Eukaryota, Oomycota, Peronosporomycetes, Peronosporales, Peronosporaceae. The transcript has a single exon. The coding region runs from base 42 to 545 and encodes 167 amino acids. The record is from RefSeq and is a predicted model, not a curated record.